Messenger RNA from Alternaria alternata, 2432 nucleotides. RefSeq lists its product as hypothetical. The record is from RefSeq and is a predicted model, not a curated record. The transcript is spliced from 3 exons. Bases 81 to 2342 code for a protein of 753 amino acids. Lineage: Eukaryota; Fungi; Ascomycota; Dothideomycetes; Pleosporales; Pleosporaceae.
GUUAUGAUGUUCGUAUAUUGCGCGGCGUGUGAGUUUGCGAGGGUCCAAGGUGGCCACUAUUCGCGACCGAGCACAGAACCAUGGUAGAUACGGCCACACCUGCAAUAUCACAUCCCCGUCUUUUCAGCUCGCCUGCAUAUCUCAAGUCGACGUUACAGCCUCCUUGCAUUCAUUGUUCAUCAUUAUCCAUCAUGUCUCUGUCUAUUGAACAACCGCGAUCAGAUCAGGCCGCUCUCCUGAAGAAUCGUUGCACCAUCCCCAACCAUCUACAUAUCUUCGUCGCUCGACCAAACGUGCACGACAUAUCUUCAUCGCAGCAGUUCAACUACGAUGCGCUCAACAGGUCGACGAUCGAAGCACAUUUCCAGAGAAACGUUGCAUCCAGCUUUAUCUCUCUAUACGAGAGCAAAAACACCGCCUCAAAAAAGCACCCUCAUAUUGUGAAAGGCAGAGAAGAAACCCCUUCGUACGAUGCUAUCGUAGUAGACGUAGAUACAAGCGGGAUGGUACCUGCCUGGAUGAGCAUGGGAAAUGGUGUGCACAUCCCGGUCUGGUUUGAGGAAGACAUCCGAGAGCCGGAAGAAGGUCAUCACGAAGAGGUAUUGUGGUUUUGCCUCGAAGAGGUGAAGACAGUGCUUUCGAUGGACCUCAAUCUGGGAGAGAAGGGCGAAUGGCUUGCUUGCGGUUACAUCCCCCAAAGCAGGAUGAUUAUACACAGCGCAUCGUCGAAUUCAGAACCUCUGCAAAGGGUAUCAAAUGACGAAGAGAAAUAUGAGGCUGAUAGACAACCACGCUGCGAGCGUAUUCGCGUCGAAGACGGAAGGCUUCCACUUGGCCAGAAACGGCUUGAGCAUAUGGCCGAGGGGGCACAGUCCUCUUGUUCCGUCAAGGCCCCUCCUUCUAUUCCGACUCGGAAGAGCUCCCUAGGCUCACUGGCCUGUAAAGACAUUGGUGAGCGCAAGAAGGAAGUCAGUGCAGGUUCCAAAAUAAGCUGCAAAACACGCAAUGUGCGAAUCACUGUAACAAACGCAGACCCACAUAGCGCAGCGUCCCUCAUGAAAUAUGCCAUAUUGAUGGCGCAUGGAAGAAAGAUGGAGGGUGACGAGACAUGGCAUGCAGAGACGGCAUCAUUAGCUGGAGAUUCAAAUCGAUCAGAAAGCAUACUGACGAUCGAGAAUGAGGUACCUAAUAAGAAACGAAGCGGCUUUACAGCCCGUCAUGUUGGAACCCCCAUGACACCGCCAGCUUCGCCAAAGGAACGGUCUAGACAGCUGGAUACGCUUGGUAGGAGACGCCACGGAAAUGGAAAGGAUCUAACGCUACGUCACGAACUUGCUCAGCGUGACGAUGGACAGUGUCUGGAAGAAGGACCAAGGAGUCUACGUCGAUCCGCCGCUCCAUCGCCCUCUCAUUCGAUGUUGAAGUCCCAUCAGGAAAGAGAUAAUGCAGCUUCGUUUCAAGAUCGCCGUUCGCGCCGCGACCUGCUUAUUGAGCUACAAUCAGACCAAGACUCCGUACUUCGGGAGUACGCGCAAGUCAGCCUACAAGAUCCCAUCAUCCUCCAACAAGUACAUGACCAUUCUCUUAAUGGUAGUACCAGCUACGAUGCAGAAAGUCGAACACACAAUCAGGAGGAUAGCCAAUCCCCCAUCUCCCUCAGCAACCAUCUCACGGCCUCAACACCAUCUUUUCUGGUACCAUCCCAUCACCCACGCUCCAACCACGACACCCAGAAUAAAGGUCAUGAGCCGCCUCGGGUCGAACCACCAGCUCCAUCUUCCCACUCCACCACGACCAGUCUCUCUUCCCUCUCGGAUUCCGAGCAUGCUUCCAUUGGAAGAGCCGUUUACGCCUCCGUCGAACCCGCCUCUCAUAUCAACAAAGUCGACAAUGUUCGGAGCGGUCAGAAGUCAGAACCUGGCUUGAGAUCAGACUCGUCUGACAGGCAAUGGAGUGCUCAAAGUAGUCCUGCACCUCGAUUUCUCGAACCACAAGCAGACGCGGUACUAGAGCCUUUCCCAGCUCUCAAUCCGUGGGCACAACCGGAACAACCAGGGGGGGAAGCGAAUUUGCCUCCACAAACAAUGCCGACCCCAACCGUCUUUCCUGCAGUGUCUGCUCCGACCCCAACGCCAGCACCAGUGCCCUCAAAAGGCGAGGCUUUUCUGGCCAGAGCGAAAUGCCUAGGCGAGAAGGGCAGAGAAAUAACGAGUCGAAUAGCAGAGAUCAAGGAACGUCAACAUAAAUCCGAGGCGAAGAAGGACAAGUGGGGGUUGAGUAAGUGGAGAUCAGGCGAGAAGAGGAAGGAUGGAAACAAGCGGUUAGGUGACCAAAAUGAAUAAAGUUGAUAUAAGGGUAGGCCAAGGAGAGACAAGAAUUGGCUGAAAUCUGCGAACGUCCGUGAAGCUAUAUAUGGAUGAUGACUGAGGUUU